Sorex fumeus (smoky shrew) is the source of this 993-nucleotide messenger RNA. RefSeq names its product sphingosine-1-phosphate phosphatase 2 (gene SGPP2). Gene Ontology annotation, cellular component: endoplasmic reticulum membrane. Gene Ontology annotation, biological process: phospholipid dephosphorylation; sphingosine metabolic process. The transcript is spliced from 4 exons. Bases 166 to 993 code for a protein of 275 amino acids. Gene Ontology annotation, molecular function: sphingosine-1-phosphate phosphatase activity. Lineage: Eukaryota; Metazoa; Chordata; Mammalia; Eulipotyphla; Soricidae. The record is from RefSeq and is a predicted model, not a curated record.
GCUUAUGAACAGAAGUACAUUGUGAAGAAUUAUUUCUUCUACUACCUGUUCAGAUUCUCAGCCGCUCUGGGCCAAGAAGUAUUCUUCAUCACGUUUCUUCCAUUCAUUUACUGGAAUGUUGAUCCUUUUUCAGCCAAAAGACUGAUUGUCAUAUGGGUGCUGGUGAUGUACGUUGGCCAAGUGGCCAAGGAUAUUCUGAAGUGGCCUCGCCCAUUCUCCCCACCUGUGGUGAGGCUGGAGCGGAGGGUGAUGGCCGAGUACGGGAUGCCAUCGACCCACGCCAUGGCAGCCACCGCCAUUUCCUUCACACUGCUCAUCUCCACGAUGGACAGAUACCAGUAUCCUUUCAUUUUGGGACUGAUGAUGGCUGUGGUGUUUUCCACCUUGGUGUGUCUCAGCAGGCUCUACACGGGGAUGCACACGGUCCUGGAUGUGCUAGGUGGUGUUCUCAUCACCACGGUCCUCAUCGUCCUGACCUACCCCGCCUGGACGUUCAUGGACAGCCUGGACUCGGCCAGCCCCCUGUUCCCCGUGUGUGCCCUGGUGGUGCCCUUUGUCCUGAGCUACAAUUACCCAGUGUCCGAGUUCUACAGCCCCACCAGGGCUGACACCACCACCAUCCUGGCUGCCGGGGCCGGCGCCACCAUCGGAUUCUGGAUCAACCAUUUCUUCCAGCUGGUGUCGGAGCCCACCACCGCCCCCGGUGGCCUGGGACCCACCACGGAGAACGUGCUGACGCUCACUCCCCACCAAGUGCUGUUGGGGCUGGGCAGGUUCGCGGUGGGCAUCGUGCUGAUCCUCGGGGUCCGACAGCUGGUGCAGAGGCUGUCGCUGCAAGUGCUGUUCUCCUGGUUCAAGGUGGUCACGAGGAACAAGGAGGCCCGGCGGCGGCUGGAGAUUGAGGUGCCUUAUAAGUUCGUCACCUACACGUCGGUGGGGCUCUGUACCACCACCUUCGUGCCCAUGCUGCACCGGGUGCUGGGCUUGCUCUGA